CGGUGAUCUCGGCGCUAGAAUGGCCGCAGUGUUUACGUGUUGUUUGGGCUGCUGCGGGGACGGUGGACCGGGUCAUGCGCCCCUCAAAGAAAUGCCCACCGUUCAGCUAGACACGCAUCACAUGGGGACGGAUGUGGUCAUCGUGAAAAGCGGGAGGCGGAUCUGUGGAACUGGAGCCUGUCUCGCCAACGCCCCUCUCCACCAAAACAAGAGCUAUUUUGAAUUCAAGAUCCAGUCCACGGGUGUUUGGGGGUUUGGUGUGGCCACGCAGAAGGUGAAUUUGAACCAGGUUCCACUGGGUCAAGACAGCCACAGUUUGGUUCUCAGACAUGAUGGCUCCAUCUACCACAACAAUGAGGAGAAGAACAGAUUACCGGCCAACAGCCUGCCUCAGGAGGGGGAUAUAGUGGGCCUGACCUAUGAUCAUGUGGAACUGAAUCUGUCCUUAAAUGGGAAGAACAUGCACUGUCCGGCCUCAGGUAUUCGGGGAACUGUAUACCCCAUAGUUUAUGUGGAUGACAGUGCCAUCAUAGACUGCCAGUUCAGCGAUUUCUACCACACUCCACCUGAAGGCUUUGAGAAGAUCCUGUUUGAACAGCAGAUCUUUUAAAUCGUCUGCUACAUGUGCAGAAACACACACAGUGUUGGAGCUAAAGAAGUGUGUGUCUCUUCUGUUUCAAUGUUGCUUCUGCCUAUGCUGUUACUACUGCUGCUCUAGUCCAUUUGGAAAACAAACCAGGCUUUAUUUCUGCUGUAUGUGUACAUGUGUAUAUAUACACACACACACACACACACGUACACACACCAGAGAGGGAAUAUACAACCCAGAUAACACUUUACUUAAGCACUGAAGACACUUGAUGGUGAUAUCUACUUUCUGUAAUGGGUUAUAUUGACAAACUGAGCUAUUAUUUAAUGAAGAUGUACAGUGAUGAGCUUUGUGUUCUUCUUUUUGUUUAUUUGAAAUGAUUGAUGAUUUGUUUUGUUGACUUUCUAUAUCUACACCAAUAUCAGCUCUCUUGAAUGAACCAAUUGUAUUUGCACUAGCUGUGAGUGACUGAGAAUCAAUCCAAACCUUUUGAAAAUGUCAUUUAUUUUUUCAGUCAUUUAGCAUGUGGGUCAUCUGCAGUCUAUUUGAUGUCCUCUGUGAUCUCUAUUGCACAUAAAAUGGGCGACUGCAAAAUAGCCUUGAAUAUAUUUCAGACAUGCAUGAAUGUUUUAACAUCGACUCUGUUUAUACUAUAAAUAGCUUGUAUCACAUUGUUGCACAUUUUAGACUAAUGAAAAAUGUUCAACAUAACAUUCCAUUAUUUGCAUUCAGUUGGUUUUUCUCCACUGAUUAUUCAUAUCUUCAAAGCAACAUUCAUGACAAAUCUCAACCCAAUUUGCUUGGCGUCUGCUGUAAUGUUAUAUAGUCCGAACACUAAACCAUUCUUAAUCGUUUUUCAAUUUUAGUAGUAAUUAAAUCCACAACUAGUUCUGAAGUCUAAGUGUAAAAAGGUCAUGUGGUUAUCCAAUGGCUAUGUGUUUUUCAAAGAUGCUUGAAAAAAUGUGUCCUGUAAGACUUUUUUUGGGGGGGUGUUGCCGAGAAAGCCUGAAUUCUCUCUGUAUACUGUGUCUUAUAGUACAUUCCACAAGUGCUGUAUUUAAAAUCUGAAGUAUUCUGUCUUUCAAAUAAUCGUAGUAUGAAAUGAUGACUUGCCAAAUCAAAUGGUAGGAGUAUUGUGAACAUUUACACACCAGUCUGUACAAAAAUAAAGUGCUAUAUUUCGCUAAAAUUCAAAA
Danio rerio (zebrafish) is the source of this 1785-nucleotide messenger RNA. It is a transcript of the gene spryd7b, whose product is annotated as SPRY domain containing 7b. The record is from RefSeq and is marked provisional. Lineage: Eukaryota; Metazoa; Chordata; Actinopteri; Cypriniformes; Danionidae.